Drosophila miranda is the source of this 1443-nucleotide messenger RNA. RefSeq names its product cathepsin L1-like. NCBI's taxonomy places the organism in Eukaryota, Metazoa, Arthropoda, Insecta, Diptera, Drosophilidae. Gene Ontology annotation, molecular function: cysteine-type endopeptidase activity. The transcript has 4 exons. Bases 86 to 1204 code for a protein of 372 amino acids. Gene Ontology annotation, cellular component: lysosome. The record is from RefSeq and is a predicted model, not a curated record.
UCUAAUCGAUUUGUGAUGAUAGCUAUAUAAACGCUGACUAGCGAUAGAGCCCAAACAUUUGUACAGAAUUAGUGAACGGAUCACAAUGAAGUUUCUAUUGGUGCUUCCCCUCUUUGUUGCCUUGGCUUCGGCCCAGUUUGGUGGAUUUGGAGGUGGCCUGGGUGGCAACCGCCUGGGUGGAGCCCUCUCGAAUGCGGCCAACAGGGUCCAGCAGGGAAUCGCCAACAUUGCCAGUCAACUGCCUUCACCACCAAAGCUAACGAAUGUGCAGAACUUUGGCGAUUUCUUGGCGCAAUCUGGAAAGAAUUAUCUGAACGCUGCAGACAAGGCCCUGCACGAGGGCGUCUUCGCUGCACGCAAGAAUUUGGUGGAUGCCGGCAACGAUGCCUUUGCCAAGGGCGCCUCCAGCUACCAGCUGGCAGUGAAUGCCUUUUCGGAUCUGACAAAAUCAGAGUUCCUCUCGCAGCUGACUGGCCUCCGGAAAUCGUCGCAGGGAGCAUCGAAAGCCACAGCCAAUCGAAAACAGGCUAGUGUGCCUGCAGGAGCCAGCAUUCCCGAAUCCUUCGACUGGCGCCAGAAGGGAGGCGUAACUUCGGUGAAGUUCCAGGGAACUUGCGGAUCGUGUUGGGCCUUUGCCACCACCGGAGCCAUUGAGGGCCAUAUCUUCCGAAAGACCGGCACCCUGCCGAAUCUGUCCGAGCAGAAUCUGGUCGAUUGCGGUACCCUGGAGUUUGGUCUGAGCGGGUGCGAUGGCGGUUUCCAGGAGUACGCUAUGGCAUUCAUCAACGAGGAGCAGAAGGGCGUGUCCAAGGCCGAUGGUUAUCCGUACAUAGACAACAAGGAUACGUGCAAGUACAGCAAAAAUCUGUCGGGUGCGCAGAUCACCGGCUUCGCCACCAUUCCGCCAAAGGACGAGACUCUCAUGAAGAAGGUGAUUGCCACUCUGGGUCCCCUGGCCUGCUCCCUGAACGGCCUGGAGACUCUGCUGCAGUACAAGAGCGGAAUCUACUCCGACGAGAAGUGCAACGAGGACGAGCCGAAUCACUCGGUUCUGGUCGUGGGCUAUGGCUCGGAAAAGGGUCAGGAUUACUGGAUUGUCAAGAACUCGUGGGACAAGGUUUGGGGCGAGGAAGGCUACUUCCGCUUGCCACGCGGCAAUAACUUCUGCGGCAUUGCCCUCGAGUGCACCUACCCCAUAGUUUAGUUCUACUAAAAUUAGUCCCAGCUUGUAACUAAACGAGUCAAUAACAAAAAUGUACAUAUGUACGAUUACGAACUUCCCUCGCUAUAACUCUAUAUUUGAUCUAGAGCUAUCUGUUUGCUUGGUGAAAUCAGAUCUCCUGGACUCUCCUAUACUUGCAUGCCCAACGGCAGGAUAUACCUUAAAGUUGAAAACAUUUCAAAAAUUGAAUAGCGAUAUUCAUUUAAUAAAAUGAUAAAACA